AUGAAUCUGGACGUCAAAGCCGGGAACAAUUCAGGGGCUAGUAGCUACUCUAUGGAUACGAGACGAGUGAACCAAUGCUCCUGGCCGCCACGCCCACCUCCGGCAGGACAAGGCCCUCGAUGUUAUGCAAGAACAGCGGCCCCUCCCUCUGCGCCAUCGCCUCCCACCAGCGGCGCCCGCGGCGUCCCAGAGCCCUGCGCGCUGCGCGAAGCACAACGCCGCAACAUGGUCGUGAAGGCCGCGACAGAUCUAGUGGUCGAGUUCCCGAAGACAGAGUUCGUCGCCCGCACGAGUGACAUUGCCAACUUUGACGACACGGCUGCCUUGUGGGCUGACCUUGCGGUCACGGGCGUCUCUGUCGAUGUCCUGGUGCUGAAUGCCGCCAGCAUGGGCCCCAGUGAACCCAUAAUUUCGGCCGACAACCUCGUGUACCUCGCCUCCGCCGUUACGCACAUGCCGGGCAUGGACGUGGCGAUGCCGGCCAAUUUUCUGGACCAAGACGGUCGGCCAGCUGCUCCUGCAAACAAUUGCCGACGCCACCGACCCUCAGAAGCUCCAGUCUGCCCCUUUGAUGACAUCAAGCUGCCGUCGGACUGUGGCAUCUGGGCUGCUACCAAAGAGGCUGAAUUCCUGCAUGGUAAGUUUGUGUGGGCGGGGUGGGACGUGGACGAGCUCCGAUCCGAAGAGUCCCAGAGGCAGUUUGAGAGAAACCCGCGACACCUCAGCAUCCGUCUUGUUGGCAUCUGGACCAGGGAUAAUGCAGCGACAGCACUGUUGCAGGGAUGCACUCACACCGAUAGAGACACGGCAUCUCUGCCCAUGUGA
Verticillium dahliae VdLs.17 is the source of this 825-nucleotide messenger RNA. RefSeq lists its product as uncharacterized. The transcript has 5 exons. The coding region runs from base 1 to 825 and encodes 274 amino acids. The record is from RefSeq and is a predicted model, not a curated record. NCBI's taxonomy places the organism in Eukaryota, Fungi, Ascomycota, Sordariomycetes, Glomerellales, Plectosphaerellaceae.